Molecule: messenger RNA, 4532 nt
Organism: Vollenhovia emeryi
Lineage: Eukaryota; Metazoa; Arthropoda; Insecta; Hymenoptera; Formicidae
Product: fez family zinc finger protein 2-like
Exons: 2
Coding region: 912-2114 (400 amino acids)
Biological process (GO): regulation of transcription by RNA polymerase II
Cellular component (GO): nucleus
Molecular function (GO): DNA-binding transcription factor activity, RNA polymerase II-specific; RNA polymerase II cis-regulatory region sequence-specific DNA binding
Source: RefSeq, a predicted model, not a curated record
CACACGUCAUCCUCACCAGCGGCGAACGGCGUUUUCAAUCGUCGCCUCGGGGUCGUCGCCGCGAUCCAUCCACGAUUCAUCCCAUCGGAAAUCGUCGGAUUCGCCGAUUCCGAGCUGUUAUUGGGAAUACUUGCGGAAGUGAUCCGAGUCGUGUGUCGGAUGUGACGUUGACCAGAAAUCAGUGAAUCGACUGGACACUGUUUCAAGAUUAAAAACUUUCAGAUCAAAUUUGUCCAAUUGUACAGAGAAGCCGAGCAAGGGGAGAGAAUCAAUCUUGGGAUCGAUAGUGCGAAACAUACUUCGGUGGAUAAGGAUUUCACUAAUAAUAAUGUUCAAAAAACGCCCCUCUCGAUAUAAAAUGAUCCUUCGAGAGACUGAACUUUCAGAUUAUAAUUAGUUAUCUCGUCAGAAAAAUUCUAGAUAUACAUUUCGAUGAUUACGGGCAAAUGAAGCAUGAAACGGAAGGACUAGUUUAAUAAACGGGAUGUUGGUGAUUAUUAACAUGUAAUGUGUGAAACGAGUGCAUCGAAAUAACGAAUCUCUUGACGAUGCCGUCGGACAGUCAAGAUUAUGUAAAGCUAAUUACCGAAGUGUCCGACACCAAAUCAUCGCGAAAGGUUCCUUUCUGCAAUGAAGAUGAAGUCUUUUGAAAUCGACGACACUAAUUCGACGCGAUUUGAAAUCGUUCGUGAUAAAUCUGAACAAUUGUUAAGAACUGUAUGAAGAGCGCACACCGUGACUAAUGGGGAUGAAUUUUGUUACCAUUUUCAAGUAUAUCCAAUGUUAAAUUUUCGAUAAUUAAUCGGAAGUCAGUGCAAGUGUUCAGGCUGAUAGAAAGAGGAAAAAGUUGUGUUGUGAGCUGUGUUGCUGGGGUCAAUUAAACGGCGACAGUUUCACAAUUUCUAUCUACCAUGCAACCAUUUGCAACCGGAAGCGCAAUGGCGACCGAGACACCAACGAGCCUGCCACCAGACAGGGUAACCUCCCCGACGCCCUGUCGAAAUCUCACCUUUUCCAUCGCAAAGAUUAUGGAACCGGACAAACGGCUGACCGAGCAGAACGCUAAUCUAGUGCCCCCACCGCCGCCAGCAGUAGUACCAGUGACGACGACGACGACGAUUCUUCAACAACCGCCGAACAUCUCACCGUCGUACUCGGCGCAUUUGAAAUCGGCGUUCGAGAAGUACGUACCGACUUUGAGGCAUCAAGAUCUCCUCCAGCAUUAUCCCGUAUUGUCCAAGUACUAUCCACUAUACUAUCCGAAUCCCUUGCUGAGAGCUUUCCCGGGUCCCCCGGCCUCGACCCCGUCGGUCACCCAGAGUUCGCCACCUCCCGCAACUAUCCAGGAGGCCUCCUCGAGACUGAAUCUGACCAGCAUGUCGCCGGAAAACACGCGCGGUAAGAAGAGCCCGGCGCCGCGUAGCGAGCUCGGCACCACGAAUAAGCAAAAGACCUUUACUUGCCCGGAGUGUGGCAAGGUGUUCAAUGCGCAUUACAAUCUGACGAGACACAUGCCAGUGCACACGGGCGCCCGACCGUUUGUCUGCAAGAUUUGCGGUAAGGGCUUCCGCCAGGCGAGUACUCUUUGCCGACACAAGAUCAUCCACACGGCUGAAAAGCCGCACAAGUGCGUGACGUGCGGCAAGGCCUUCAAUCGUAGUUCUACUCUCAAUACUCAUACGCGCAUACAUGCCAAUUUCAAGCCGUUCGUCUGCGAGUACUGCGGCAAGGGCUUUCACCAGAAAGGUAACUACAAGAAUCACAAACUCACACACAGCGGCGAGAAGGCGUACAAGUGCAACAUCUGCAACAAGGCGUUUCAUCAGAUUUACAAUCUGACCUUCCACAUGCAUACGCACAACGACAAGAAGCCGUUCUCCUGCAAGAUCUGCGGUAAGGGCUUUUGCAGAAACUUUGACCUCAAGAAGCACAUGCGGAAGCUGCACGACGCAGGUUCGCCGGUGCUCAACGGGUUAGAUGCCUCGGGUCAGAGUCACAAUCAACAAUCGGGCUAUUCGUCGGUGUACCACGGCCCGGAACACUCUAUCGUCAGUCCAUUUAUACUUCCCCCGCCCGGAUCCACCAGUUAUCAUUCUCUGAGUAAGAUGUUGUGACAAAGCGAGAAUAUGCACUAUCCCAGGAAGACUCAAUAUCCGCUCAUUCUUGGCUCACCUUGCUACUCGACUGAUAUGAGUCAGUUGGCGCAAACUUCCAAGUGAGGAGUCAACAAGGCGCCCAAAGACUCGUUAGAUUUCUUACUUGAAAAAAAAGAACAUUUCCCAACUUACAGUUAGUCACGAAAACUGAGUCGAAAGAUACAUCGACGAUGUGUCCUGCUGAAAAUGUAUAGAACCUUCGAAAGUAACCCGCAGAUAAGAUUUUUCAAUGUGACAGAUGUUUUAAUACAACAAGAAACAAUAUCAACGACUUGUUCGAUAAACUCCGACAGAUGGUUGCUCACAUUCUUAUUACAAUUGAAAUUGGACUGAGAUGAAAGUAACAAAUGACUCGAAAAUGAAUUCGUCUUUUAAAUUCUAUUUUCCCAUUUUUAUAUACAGCGGCUCACGAAUCGAAGGUACCGCACGAGAAUUCUCUAUAAUUAAUUCAUUUAAAAAAACCAACCUACAUUUCAUUAACAAUAUAACACGUAAACAGACAAGUAUCUAUGAUUGUGCCAUAGAUCUUCGUUUAUGAAUUUUCAAAAGCAAUUCGUAAAACUGAUGUAAUUUUGAUUAGUUUCGUGAAUCAUUGUAUGUCUCGAGAAAUAAGUGUUUCUAAUUUUUUUAUUUUUGUAAUGUAAUCAACAAAGUUGAUUAAAAUUCUUUGAAAUUAUUACAGGAAUAUCCCAUAGUAAAUUGACUUUUCGUAUUUCCGUACUGUCUCACUGUUAAAAAGUUCUUGAUCAAAUUUGCAUUGACAUCACAAUUUUAUCAGUUGAUAGUCUGCUGUAAAUAGAAAUGUAAUUGUUCAACUGGGAUCGUAUGUGUUGUAACAUUCUGGGCGAUACUUAUGACCAACAUGUAAUUCUGUGGAAUAUUCGCAAAGCGUACUGGAUAUUAUAAAUAAUUCGCAGCGAACGAAAUCAACCAUAUCACGAAGAUAAAUCAAUAGGACACAGAUGCCCUAUUAGUCUCUACGAAUUGGGAAGGGUUUUAAUGAUCGAUUAUGAGCGUUGAUGGUUGCAUCAAUGGAUUCCUGCGGGCUAAUGUAAAUAUUUGUAAAUAUUUGUAUGUGCAAAGCAAAUACGUUACGCGUUAACGGCGAACGGGGACGGGAGUUAUUAGCAAAGUGAUCUGUAAUUAGGGUCGUCUCGACACAGAGACUGAUAGAGAGCCAUGGAAAAUAUGGAAUCGUCCAAAAGGCUUAUUAAAAAUUCGUCCAGAUUUCACGGAAUCUUUGCCUUCGAGUUCCAUUAUGAAUUCCUCUGUUGCAAAAAUUUUAAUUGGAAAUAGAUAUGUGCAUUUGUAAGAAGGAAAUUGUCACAAAUUUCGUGUUAGGUUCCAAAGUGACUCAAUUUGAUAUUCAGUUUUACUCAACGCGUGUUGAAAAAUACUUUUUAAAACUAUGACAUUUUGCCAUAUUCUGCUACUUUUGAAUUAUAUUCCUUUUCCUUGGCAUUUAUGCAAUUGUCAAUUUUCGUAAUGGAAAUGUCAUAUAAUACAAUAAUAUCUUUGGUAAUGCUAAUAACAUGACAGAACUUCGUAUUUGCGAUUUUACGUCAGAGCCUUCUGAAUUUUAUUUAACAAAUUGUGUAAUUGUCUCUAUCUGGCAAUUAUUAUUUUUACCUUAUCAAUAGUACAUAUUAAGGAUUUUUCUUGAGACAAAAUCGAUACGCAUAAUCGAACACGAAGGAAGAAGGUUUUAAAAGAGAUUUUUUGUAUCAUUAAAUUAAGAAUAAAGAGCUACGAUGGAGCGUACGGAGCAACCUUAUACAUUGACCGCAUAUCUAUCUACUUUUAGGCAAAUGUAUAAAUCGGUGUGAUAGUAGCUUUAAGUGAAUCAUAGAUAGCAAAUGAAAUGUUGGUCAUUAUUAUUACUAUUGUAAUUAUUAUAGCUAAAUCAUGAUCACCGUGGCUGACGCAACUGCGAUCAUUAAAGGCUUUGCAAUAGAAUCAAGAAUGUUUAUAAAAAGAUUAUUAUUAUUGUAACUCGUAUGACUAUUUAUGCAUUUUUAUUUACAUCUCGUAACUGUAAAAAGGCUGCCUAAGAUUAUUUUUACUAUCGCGCAUAAAACAAAUUUCGGGAUGCCGCGUUCAUUACAAAGCAACAUUGAUUUAUUAUAACAAGAUAUAAUUUGCCUUAUCGUAUGUUAAAAAUUUGUUUUAACGAAGCGAGUCACAACGGACUCUUGUCUGCAUAUGUAUCGUGCGAUCUAGAUAAGCGGCAGGUAAUUGCGGUGAAAUUAAUCAAGCGUAACUAAAAGUGAAAAGUUAUGUAUGUAGAUAAUUAGUAGAGUAGAUGAAAAUGCAUAUAUAUGUAUGUGUCCUUGUUGUAAAUAUGAGUCAAUCCGAUGCAAUAAAUUCAUCGAUACC